CUUGAGGCUUGUCUCUCUUGUAUUAUUUCGAAUAUAUUAGCUCGUAACUUUGCGGAUAGUACGAGAAAUCUGAUAAAUACCGCGAUAUUUCAAAAGCUGACGUAUUUCGAAGCGUGUACAUUUACUUUAAUCUAGUUGAAUUUAGUGUGUAUAUACAACAUAAUUAGUAUGAGUUUAGUCUGUAGAUUUAUAAGUAACGACAUGGUUUUCAAGCCAAUCAUAUUCGAUAUAUAGUAUAAAGUGUCCAGUUUUGAUACUCUAAAACCCUAAACGAAACUUUUAACAGCCCUAAAUAAAAUCCCCAAACCCUAAAACUUAACCUCUAUUUUAGACCUAGACUCUAGGUCGCCAGUCGUUAGGGGCGACUGGUCUCGUCAAUUCCGUUCGCGAACAGCAUGAAAGUAGAACCGUCACAUCUGCCAAACCAUUUUGUGGAACAUGGGAGAUAAAGAGCAUCAUGUUCACUUUAGCGGUGGAAGCGGACUUGGAAAAGAUAACAAUAUUAUGAUACAGCCACAGCGACAUGGCCAUAUAGAUGCUCAUUUAGGGUUCUUGCAACUGUAUCACAGAUAUCACAUAGAGUUUUCAGUGCCGUGGAACACGUGUAUUCAUCUGGAGGAGAAAACGGUGGCUCCGGCGGUAAUUGCAGGAAAUCACAAUGCAAAUUGCCACAUUGUCGACUUUGCGCAGGAAAAGGAUGGCUUGAGAUUAAAAGUAGAACUGUUGGCAUACAAAGAGAAGAUAUUAAAGGAGGAUGUCGAAGUGAUGUGUUGUCCAUCGGGUACUCCGUUGAAAAUUGUAUUGAACGCACGUGUUUUAGCAAAAGACAAGGGUACCCCAUUGUUGCGAAAUGGCAUACGCAGUAUUGCCGUUGAAGGAACCGAUGAGGAUGAGGUGUCCGAGUGAUGCUGCUUAUUGUCGAGCUGUAUAUCAAUGACGAACGUUUAUACAUAAGCAUUCAAGUGCUAAGUAUCAAGUAAGAGUUGGAAUGGUUCGGUAUAGCCGCGAGACUAGAGCGAAUAAUUGUCAAUGCUGCACAAAAUGAGAUAGUUUGCCUACUACCUUAAAAAAAAGAAAAAGCGAGAUGCAAAAGCUGCAACACUACCUAAUCAUUAUCUGCUAAUUAUGUAAGUUGUAUCGAACAAAUCCUAUUUUGUUAUCAUUUUAUAUCGGUCGAUAUCGAUGUGAAUUUUCAACCAAGUUUCCGUUAAAUAAAAAGAUGUUUACAGAGA
Vollenhovia emeryi is the source of this 1232-nucleotide messenger RNA. Its product is annotated as UPF0687 protein C20orf27. The transcript is spliced from 4 exons. NCBI's taxonomy places the organism in Eukaryota, Metazoa, Arthropoda, Insecta, Hymenoptera, Formicidae. The record is from RefSeq and is a predicted model, not a curated record. The coding region runs from base 439 to 906 and encodes 155 amino acids.